Clupea harengus (Atlantic herring) is the source of this 5534-nucleotide messenger RNA. RefSeq names its product interphotoreceptor matrix proteoglycan 1a (gene impg1a). Gene Ontology annotation, biological process: visual perception. NCBI's taxonomy places the organism in Eukaryota, Metazoa, Chordata, Actinopteri, Clupeiformes, Clupeidae. The record is from RefSeq and is a predicted model, not a curated record.
ACAGACAGAGGAAAACACAAACACACAAACACACACAUACACACACAGACAGAUAGACACACAGACACAUGGUCGGGGCGUACAUGGAUACCACCGCUGGAAUCCAAAGCCUCCACCUUCUGGAAAAGUGAGCUUCGGAGUGAGCCUCCAUGACUUCCUAUGUCAGACCUUCAACAGGAGCCUUUGAAUCUCCCGCAGGCACUAAUGAUUCCAGCAGAGCCCAGACCGUCCACCUGAGAUAGAGGGCUGGCCACUUCACCUGGACGUUGGCUGUUUUGGAUUUUGGAACUUGUGUGUGUGUGCGCGUAUGCCUGUGUUUGUGAGCAUGUGUGCGCGUGCGUUCUCGCGUGUCUGACUUUUCCGUUUAAUAUAAUCUGAGGAAAAACUAAAUCUACACCAUGCCUUUGAAAGGUGAAAUUCUCGUCACACUCCUCUUCGUCAUCCUCGUCUCUGGAGUUGCAGAGCAGCACAGUCACACUCCUCUCAGUUCCACUGAUGCCAUCACCUCACAGCGUUUGACCGAACUCAUAGGAGCAUCCAAGCAGAGUGCUGGCAUCAGGACCGUGUUUGAGCUGAAGCCUCACCGGACUAAGAGAGCUGCUUUCUUCCACUCCGGGGUGAAGGUGUGUCCCCAGGAGACCAUACGGGAGGUCAUCGCGAGUCACCAGGCCUACUACAAGCUCCGAGUUUGUCAGGAGGCCGUGUGGGAGGCCUUCCGGAUCUUUUUUGACCGGAUCCCCGGAACCACAGAGUACCAGCGUUGGGUCCACACGUGCCAGCAUGAAUCUCUCUGCAUAUCUGACCUCGCCAACAACUUCAGCAGCUCAGAAGAGCACCUCAACAUGAUAUAUCGGAGGAUGAACCUGCGACCGGACCAGCUGCUAGGAGGAGAGGCGGCACCAGAGAAGCCAGCGGUGCCAGCAGGACCAGAAGAGGAUGCCCAGACCGACUCAGAAGAGGAAGGAGAGUCACCUGCUGUCCCAGACGCCCCAGACGCCCCUGACGCCACUCCUGGCACUCCCAGCGACAGCGAGCACGGCACAGAGACAGCUGAGGAGGACUCGGACCUUCCCAAUGUGGUGCCGGAUCAGUCUGUGGAGCAGACAGUGGAGUUCACCAUCAGUCUGGUGGACCCUGGCUACAGGGAACUACUGGACGAUGCAGACUCUCCUCAGUACCACGACUUGUCCAGACACUUACAAGAGCAGAUGUUGCACGUGUUCAACAAACUGCCCGGAUUCAAAGAGAUUAACGUGCUGGGAAUCAGUGAAACAGAGGGAGAUGAUGGGUCUGGAGGAAUCUCGGUCCACUAUGCUGUUCUGUUUGAGAACGGAGACAAAGACAAAGUCUCUUCUGCGCCCAGCCUGACGGACAUGAUGACCACUGCCCUGAGUGAGGAGGCAACUCUUCCAGUUGAUCUCAGCACACUGGUCUUUGGCCCAGAAGUAAUCCCACCAGCACCAGAUGCUGACGAAAUGACUGAAGAGACUUCGGAGCCAGAUUCCCACAAUGACCUCCUUGACGUGUCAGAGGAGGCAGAGGAACCUGAGACCACUGAGGAGGAGGUGCACCUCGAUAUUUCCCCUGAGGAGGAGAACGCUCUGGACGCUUUGCUAGAGCCCACAGUUGGCAGUGAGGACUACCUUGACCUCACAUCUGAUGAAGAACCUGAGGCAACCAGUCCUCCUGAGGAGGAGGAGCCAUUCAUCACCCAUAUGAUUGAGACCAUCAUUCUAGAUGGAACUGGGGAACUUGUAAGAGACUACAUCCCUGCUGCCCCAGUAGAGGAUACUGCUCUUGAACCACCCAGUGAGGAUGACUCAGAAGCAGAGGCACCUGUAAGUGAUCUCUCACCAAACCUCAUUACAGAGGAGCUGCCUGGCACAGAAAAAGACUCAGAGGUUGGUCUGGAUAGUGACUUGAUUCCCAAUUUGAUAUCAGAGGAGGACAGUCUGCCAGGCUCCACCACAGAAACUCUGUUGACAGUGGCUACUGUAAGCCCAGCACUUUCUGAGGAUUCUGAUUCCAGCCUUCCAGUGACCACCCUCUCAGCAAUAACCCAUCAGCCCCCCACCGAGUCACUUGGAGAUGGUGAGGAGGAGGAGGAGGUUGUGGUGGUGGAGACACCUGAAAGUGAGGAAGAAGCCCCUGAGGAAGAAACACCUGAGGCCUCUGAACCUGAGGAGGAACUCGCACCUGAGGAAGAAGUAGCAGAAGCUGAAGAUGAAGUGAGGGAACCUGAAGAGGAGCCAGGUGAACCUGAAGUGGAAGUUAGUGACGAAGAAGGGAGUGAACCUGAAGAGGAGGUUAGUGAACCGGAAGAGGAAGUAAGUGAAGAGGAAGUCGGUGAACCUGAAGAGGAAGUGAGUGCACCUGAGGAGGAAGUGAGUGAAGAGGAAGUGAGUGAACCUGAGGAGGAAGUGAGUGAAGAGGAAGUGAGUGAACCUGAGGAGGAAGUUAGUGCACCUGAAGAGGAAGUUAGUGAACCUGAAGAGGAAAUAAGUGAACCAGAGGAGGAAGUGAGUGAAGAGGAAGUGAGUGAACCUGAAGAGGAAAUAAGUGAACCAGAGGAGGAAGUGAGUGAAGAGGAAGUGAGUGAACCUGAGGAGGAAGUGAGUGAACCUGAGGAGGAAGUGAGUGAAGAGGAGGUUAGUGACCCUGAAGAGGAAAUAAGUGAACCAGAGGAGGAAGUAAUCAUUGAAGCAGAAGAGGAGGAAGGUGCUGAACCUGAGCCUGUGGAGGAAAUAGCAGAACCUGAGGAGGAGGUUGAAGCAGAGGUGUCAGAACCUGAGGAGGAGGUUGAAGCAGAGGUGUCAGAACCUGAGGAGGAGGUUGAAACAGAGGUGUCAGAAUCUGAAGAGGCUGGCGCUCAUGUGCCUGAGCCUGUUGAGGAAGAGAUCCUUGAGGAGGAGUCUCAACCUGAAGAGCCUGAAGAUGUGCAGGUUGAAGUACCAGAAGAGGCUGAUGGAGUGGAAGAUUCUCAGCCUGAGGAGAAGAUUGUAGAAGAGGAAGAGGAACCUGUUGCUGAGGUGGAAGUUGAAGUCCCAGAAGCUGUGGAGGAGGAGGAGGAGGUUGAGGUUUUAGAAGAGGUCAUGGUCUCAGAAGAAGUUGAAGUUGCAGAACCUGAAGAGGAAGCCGAAGCUGAGGAAGAGUUUGAGGAAGACACAACAGCUCCACCUUCAGACAGCAUAAAGAUCAUUAUGCCAGUGGGGCCCGAUGAAGACGUCCAGCAUGAAGAUGUCUACUUCUCACAGCCAGAAGAGCAUGGCAAUCUUCCCUUUGUGCCAAACGACUAUGUGGAGCCUGAAGAAGAACCAAGUGACCUUCAGCCUGCGGAGGAAGUGACAAUAGAGGAGACAUGGGAAGAGGUUCCAGUGGAGACAGAUGUGGAACUCAUAACAGAGCAGCAGCCUGAGGAGCAGAAUGUGAUUGAAGCUGAAACAGAUGACGUUCUGUCAGAUACAGGAGAUGAACCCGAACCAGAGUCAGAAGAGACAGAGGAGGAGGCCUCAGAAGAGGAGACACCUGAGGAUGGAGGAGAAGAGGAGGCAGGUCCUGAGGUGGUGGAAGAGGAGGAGGCAGGUCCUGAGGUGGUGGAAGAGGAGGAUGCUGUCCUUGAGGAGACCCCUACAGAGGCCCCAGAGCAGCCACUGACAACAACUCCCUCCAUUGACCUGGGACUCUUUGAGGUGUUCUUAACGGAUGAACCCUAUGAAGAGACGGGAGUGGAGGUCAUAGCUGAAGAAGGGGACGAUGUGGUGACAGACACAGACACAGACACAGACAUAGAAACAGACACAGACACAGACUUCGAAGCAGACACAGACUUCGAAGCAGACACAGACACAGAAGCAGACACAGACACGUCUCUAGUGUCUGAAAGUGAAACAAGCAUGGAAGAUGUUGCCGCGGAGAUGGACCGGGCUGAUGUCAUGAGCACAGAGACUAUUGACCUGAUGGGCUACGGGAGCGGCUCAAGUGAGGAGCACCCGUUCGAGACAACAGCUACCCCCCCUCUGAAGUACCUGACCACUCCCUCUAUGACCAUGGCAAGCCGAGGCCGAGAGCUUGUGGUGUUCUUCAGCUUACGGGUCACAAACAUGAUGUUCUCCGCGGACCUGUUCAACAAGAGCUCCUCGGAGUAUAGAACUCUAGAGAACAGAUUCACGGAACUGCUGCUCCCGUACCUUCAGUCCAAUCUGACCGGCUUCAAGCAACUGGAGGUCCUGAACUUCAGGAAGGGAAGUGUGGUGGUUAACAGCAAGAUGACAUUUGCGAAGACGGUGCCGUAUAAUGUCACAAUGGCUGUCCAGUGCGUUCUAGAAGACUUCUGCAAUUCUGCGACCCAACGCUUGGACAUCGAGAUUGACAGCCAUUCCCUUGACGUUGAGCCUGCGGAUCAAGCUAACCCGUGCAAGUUUUUGGCCUGCAAUGAGUUCUCCCGCUGCGUGGUGAACCGCUGGAGCAAAGAGGCCGAGUGUCUGUGCGACCCUGGCUACCUCACCGUGGAUGGGCUCCCCUGCCAGAGCGUCUGUGAGAUCAGACCAGACUUCUGCCAGAACGGGGGCGAGUGUGAGAUAGUCCCGGGUCACGGUGCGGCUUGCAGGAAGCGUGUAAGCCACACACUGCCAGGCCUAACAAGUUAGUCAGAAAAAAAGAUACGUAGAUUGUGAUGUGAACCCCAAAGACAUGGCACUGCUUCUGUAGGACGGAAGACCGCACAGAGAGAUUGAGGUCACGAAGGGGCAAAGAGGGCAUCGCCCUCCGAGCAGCUCUUUUUCAUCAACACAUCUGCUCUCCAGAACAUUUCCAAACCAGAACCAGAGCGAUUUGUCUUUUUGCUCCUAUACACCAACCCCCAUGAACCCACGGCGUAAGCUGCCAUUGGACACAACAGCAAACUAAGAAGAAGACUCUACCCGCUACAAGACCAGGUGCUGAUGCUGCCCUGGUGAAAUGGCACUCAAAGCCAGUGGGCUCCAAAUUGUUUUACUAGCAUGUGCUUUCUGUUUUGAAACGCAAUUUUUUUUCAACAGUUGACUAAGGAUGCACCGAAAGGACUGUUUUCCUCACAAUGAGGCAAUUAUUGAUAAUAAUAUUAUGGCUAUGGAGUCUUACAUAUUUUUUUGUGUGAUUGUGUAUUAAUAAUUAAUAUUUGGGAUUGACUUCUUUGCUGGAAAUAUUUUGUUUUCACAAGGUGACAGUUUUUCUUCUAUUUCUGAAAAGUCUGUAGACUAGACAUACAAACUUACUGUAGGCCAAAAGCCCGGUAAAAGUAAAUGAGAGGCCUUUGAAUUGCAGAAGGCUAUUGGCUCAGUCAUUAAGUCAUUAAGUGUUUUGCAAACUAGAACCAGCUAGAAGUAAUUGUAUAAAAAAAAAACCUAGCAUUUCAAUUCAGACGGACUGAGGUUCCAAUGUUAUUAGGUGCAGCUAGGAUUAGCAUUCUUGGUGUAAUGUCUUUCCCAAUAUUGCUAUUUUUUACAUAGUUGUCAAAGUUUGGUUUGCAAUCAAUAAAAGACUAUUUUGUGGUUAAA